Molecule: messenger RNA, 2870 nt
Organism: Pseudoliparis swirei
Lineage: Eukaryota; Metazoa; Chordata; Actinopteri; Perciformes; Liparidae
Gene: adss2l
Product: adenylosuccinate synthase, like
Exons: 13
Coding region: 636-2057 (473 amino acids)
Biological process (GO): 'de novo' AMP biosynthetic process; IMP metabolic process
Cellular component (GO): cytoplasm
Molecular function (GO): adenylosuccinate synthase activity; GTP binding
Source: RefSeq, a predicted model, not a curated record
UAGACUCCAAAAGAACACAAGUCUGUCGUCGUGUACUUUGAAUUGAGAAACGCCGUAACGUUAGAUUCUGACACGUGACCUCUUUACGGGACAUCUCGGCCUCGAACUAUGCUCUAAUCAUUUUAAAUGAUGAUGUGCCUUACAUUGUUCACUUUACAAAUCGAAUGUAUCAAAGAACAACAAACUACUCGAGACUUGGUGAACACAGCUGCUUUCUACGGAUAAAACAUUUUAUAUUUGAGACGUUAAAAGCGAAAAGUCGAAUAUUACUGCCAGGCAAGUUCACGCUGCGUAAUGUGUCCGAUGAUGAAAGCGAAUGCGGAAGUAGAGAGGGGUGAAUCAUUCGUGUAUGCUUCGUUAAUUAUGACGUCUCAUCAACGGAUGUCUUUAUUUUAAUAACCACAAGCUAAACAAACAAAGACACCGAGUAAAAUGCAAUGCUCGUGUGUCGUAUAUUGUUUAUACGAAGAGUGAGUUAGAGUGAUUAAUAAUAACGUGUGCGGUAAUUUGACACUCAGAGCCAGGGAUAUAAGUAGAAACACGGCCACCUGGCGGAGACGUGACAGACGAGCACUUCCCGUGACGCAGAGAAACGCGGUAAAACGAUAUUCCGGUGUGGCAGCGGCAGCGGCAGCAUGGCAUCCGACAGCACCAUGGCUAACGUUAACGGACAAGAGGCCGUCUCCCUGAACGGGGAGCCGGUCGUGAAGCGGCUCCGGGAGAGUGUCGCGUACCAGCCUUCUCUCCGCGUGCCGAAGGAGCCUCAGAACAAAGUGACCGUUGUGCUCGGGGCGCAGUGGGGCGACGAGGGCAAGGGGAAAGUUGUGGACUUGCUCGCAAUGGACGCGGAUAUUGUCUGCAGGUGCCAGGGAGGCAACAAUGCGGGUCACACGGUGGUCGUGGACUCUGUGGAGUACGACUUCCACCUGCUGCCAAGCGGAGUGCUCAACAAGAAGGCCCUCUCCUUCAUUGGAAACGGAGUGGUGAUCCACCUUCCGGGUCUGUUUGAGGAAGCUCAAAAGAACCUGCUGAAAGGCAAAGGAUUACAAGGAUGGGAGGAUAGAUUAAAGAUUUCUGACCGUGCCCACAUUGUCUUCAACUUCCACCAAGCCGUUGAUGGAAUCCAGGAGCAGCAGCGGCAGCAACAAGAAGGGAAAAAUUUGGGAACGACUAAAAAGGGAAUCGGUCCUGCCUACUCCUCCAAAGCGGCUCGCAACGGUCUGCGAGUCUGUGACCUUGUCUCAGAUUUCAAGGUUUUUGAGGGCAAGUUUCGCAUGUUGGCUGAACAUUUCCUGACGAUGUAUCCAAACCUUAACCUGGAAGUUGACAGUGAACUGGAGCAGUUGAAGGGAUAUGCAGAGAGACUGCGCCCCAUGGUGACUGAUGGGGUGUACUUCAUGAACAAAGCUCUUAAUGGUCCCAAUAAGAAAAUCCUGGUGGAGGGAGCCAAUGCCGCUCUGCUGGAUAUUGACUUCGGGACGUAUCCCUUCGUGACGUCUUCUAACUGCACCGUGGGCGGAGUGUGCACUGGCCUCGGCGUGCCUCCAUCAUAUGUUGGCCGAGUGUACGGUGUGGUCAAAGCCUACACCACCCGGGUGGGCGUUGGUGCUUUCCCAACAGAGCAGCUUAAUGAGAAUGGAGAACUGUUGCAGUCCCGAGGGAGAGAGUUUGGUGUGACGACGGGCAGGAAGAGGCGUUGUGGUUGGCUGGACCUGAUUUUGGUGCGAUACGCCCACAUGGUCAAUGGCUUCUCUGCAAUUGCCCUGACGAAACUGGACAUUUUGGACACGUUGGCUGAUAUUAAAGUGGGCGUGGCCUAUACGGUCGAUGGAAAACCUCUGCCCAGUUUCCCCGCGAACAUUGACGUGUUGACGCGGGUGUCGGUGGAGUACGAGACGCUGCCCGGCUGGUGCUGCAGCACCGAGUCCGCUCGGAGCUUCGAGGAGCUGCCGCCACACGCGCAGCAGUACAUUCGGUUCAUCGAGAACUUCCUGCAAGUGCCAGUCAAGUGGGUUGGAGUCGGCAAGUCCAGAGAGAGCAUGGUCAAACUGUUCUGAGCCGUCUGCCCACCUGUGGGCUCGGAUAGUUUCAGGUUUCGAUUGAAUUACCGGAGGAGUUUAAAAUGCAAACUCUCCUCCAAGUAAACCCUUCACCAGCGAGGCUAAUUGUGAAACAUCUUGUUGCUGCUUGUGCAUCACAUUUUGCAAUAAUUUCUCUUGGGUACAAUUUAUGCAUUCCACACGUUUCCUAUAUUUAUUCGGGUGUUAACCUUUCAAUACACGGUGCACAUGGAUCGGUCGAUUUCUUUAUUCCAUUCCAUGCAGUAAAGCACAGUUUUGUUUUUAACAUGUGAAUCUAAUGAACCUUUAGUUGAUUGCUGUUCUCGGUGGUUUUCUUCACGUAUAUUUGAAGAGCCAUUGCUGAACAGAAGGUGUAUUGAAGGGCACACAAAAAUAUAGCAAGGGAUAGUUUUCAGGCUUCGUAAUGAGGGGGAAAUGAUUGCAAGCCAUUGUGCGUUCAGUUCGACUGAACUUUUUUCUAUUGAACCAUUUUAAAACAUGAAUGCAUCUCAGUUUGUUACAAUAUUGUUGGAGUAAACAGUGCUUUUUAAAUCUUCAAAAUGUAUAAAGCAACACUAAACAACUCUAGGUUGAAUAGCUGUUUUUCUUGAUAAUUGAGGGUGAGUAAGAAUUACACAUUCACACAGACAUUGGCUGGUUUUUGGUAAGUUUGUGUUGAUGUGAAAAAAAAUGGCCAAUUGGCAGUCGUGUUGCAGAGUAUAUUUCAAUAUGUUUUCUAAACCAUUUCAUUCAUUGUCAGUGGCAUAAAAGACUUGGCUUGCUCUUACCAAUAAAAGGAAAGUAACAUCU